Messenger RNA from Columba livia (rock pigeon), 2187 nucleotides. Its product is annotated as collagen alpha-1(III) chain-like. Bases 1 to 2187 code for a protein of 728 amino acids. NCBI's taxonomy places the organism in Eukaryota, Metazoa, Chordata, Aves, Columbiformes, Columbidae. The record is from RefSeq and is a predicted model, not a curated record. The transcript has 2 exons.
AUGGAUGGGGAUUUUUCACUGGGGGGUGUGAUCUACUGCAUCGAAAAAGAACUGAAAUCAGGGUCUUCUAUUUCCAGUUUCAUUCCCAGCGCUGUUACUGACACCCAGCGUACCCCCGGACAGCUCACUUGGGCUCAGCCGUUCACAGCCCCAUUUAUAUGUCUCUCUCCAAUCGAAGAGCCUUCGGCUGGAGACAGAGACGCUGAACACCUGCGGCCCCCACGCCUUCCCCGGCCUCCUGCGAGAGCUGCCAGGGCUCCCCGGGAAGCGCGCACGCCUGAUGGGAGGCUGGACGCGCUGCUCCCCGGUCCUCACCACGGGCAGCGAGCCACACGCUCGUCCCUGCCGAUCCGGACCUCGGCGGCCCCGCGCAAAAGGGGACCCGACACCUCCGGCAGCAGCGCGCCCCGGGGCGCCCGAUCCAUCUCCUCGGACGCAGCGGAGCCCCGCCCGGGCCCGCCGUGCUCCCGCGCCCGCUGGCGAGAAGCCACCAACGCGCCGCUGAGGCCCCCGCGGCUCCCACGGGGAGCUCAGCGCCGCCCGGCUGCCCUCGGGACAGGGAAGGCCGUGAGGCGACGCCGCCCAAGGCCUCCGCGGACCCGGCACGGCGAGCCCGCGCCCCCCGGGGCAGGGCAGGGCAGGGCAGCACCGCGCCCCGCCGGACCGUUAGGGCGGCCCCGCGAGGUCACGCCUCCUCUCACGACGCCCCCACCGCCCCCGGGACGGCCCCGGCCCCGCAGACGGACUCCCGCCCGCCCCUCUCCUGAGGGAUCGCAGCCUCUCCCGCCGCCGGGGGAUCCCCGCCCCCGCCCUGAGGCAGUCCCCGACCCCGCCGGCAGCGGCCCCGGCACCCACGGGCGGGGGGAGUCCCGGGGACGCGCUGCUUCGCCCCGCCCCACGGGAGCUGCUCGUGGCAAAGUCACCGACCCCCGGAGCCCGCCGGGCUCCAUCAAACGCCGCGGCCCCGCCCACCGACGUCAUGGAAACAAGCGCGUCAGCCUCCCGCCCGCCAGUGGCAGCAGUGGGGGGGCGGGGCGAGGCGCGGGGCCCCGCCCCCGCAGGCGCCGUGCCUAUCGCGGCCCCUCCUGCUCCUCCCCCAUUGAAGACGCCGCACGUCGGGACCCCCCUUCCCCGGCCGCGCGAGGAGCCCUGUCACGUGACCGGCGCUCCGCAGGCGGCGAGGGGGUCGGCGGGGACCGGCGGCUGCGGCGCCGGGAGGGGAGGGGGGCGGUGGGAGCGAACAACGGUUGCUCUGCGGCGCUGGGGCUCGGCGGCGCGCUUGGCGCUGCCCGGUGCCUGCGGGGGGAAGGAGGCGGGAGGGCCCCGGGGAGCGGCGGCGGUGGCGGCGGCGGUGGCGGCGGCGGGAGCGCCCGCCAGGAAGGCGAAUCGCUGGUUCCUGCCGGUGAGGCGACGGGGGCGGGGCAGGCGUCCGCGCCCCCCCUCCUUCCUCCUCCUCCCCCGGCGCUCCCCGCGCCGGUGCCCUCUCCUUCCCUCCCCAAUUCGGUCGCCGCUUUUCCCCCGCCCCCUCUCCCGUCCUCCUUCCUCCCUUCCCCCGCGGCCGCAGGGCGGGGGCGGCGCGGCAGGGCCGACGGGCCGUGGGUAGAGCGGGGAGUGCGGGGACCUUGUGCGCUUCGGCGAGCGAGCGGCGGCAGGUUCACGGGCGCCUCGUCCUGGCCUGCGGCUGGGCGGCGAGGUCGGCCCCGCGACGCCGAGGUAAGCACGGCGGCGGCGUCUCGGAGCGGAUCUCCUCCCGGCUGGGGUGAGCAGCGGCGCGGCGGCAGGUGCAGCAUUGCUCCGCUUCGCUCCCCCCGCGGGGCUGCGGGCCAUGGCUGGGCUCGCCCGGAGAGGCAGCGGGCGGCGCGGUUGGAGCAGCGGGGCGGCCGCAGCAGCGGAGAGGCUGGCGGGGCUGGGUGCCCCGCUCCCCGUUUUUCGCCGGUUUUCCCCGCAGGUAACCGGAGCGCGUACCUGGCCGCCGCCGUUCAGCCAGGGCGCGGCGUGACCUUGAGGGCAGUGGAUGCGGGGCUGAGGGUCGGCGGGAGUGCAGCCGCCGGGAGCGGCGCCGCCACACCGUCGCGGACCCCGCGGCCGGGCAGGGCCGGCACGCCGCGGCCCCGCAGCCCCCGGCGGGCGGGCGCGCACACGCCGCGGAUUAAGGUGGUGCUCAGCCCUCGCCGCCCGCCGGGUUAA